Pezoporus occidentalis (night parrot) is the source of this 2666-nucleotide messenger RNA. RefSeq names its product striatin interacting protein 2 (gene STRIP2). The record is from RefSeq and is a predicted model, not a curated record. Lineage: Eukaryota; Metazoa; Chordata; Aves; Psittaciformes; Psittacidae. Gene Ontology annotation, biological process: cytoskeleton organization. Bases 1 to 2520 code for a protein of 839 amino acids. Gene Ontology annotation, cellular component: cytosol. The transcript has 21 exons.
AUGGAGGCUGCGGGAGGCGCGGCCCCGGCCCCGGCCCCGGUCCGGGCUCUGCCGGCCCAGCCCCAGCCCCAGCCCCAGCCCCAGCCCCAGCCCCAGCCCCAGCCCCAGCCCCAGCCCCAGCCCCAGCCCAAGGGCCGGGACCUCUUCAGGAGCCAGCGCAAGGAGUCCGAGGGCUCCGUGGAUUGUCCCAACCUGGAGUUUGAAUACGGGGAUGCUGACGGCCACGGCGCUGAGUUAGGAGAGCUGUACAGCUACACCGAGGAGCCCGAGCUCGGCAGCAACAGGAGAUGCUUCGAGGAGGAUUUCCAUGCUCAAGCGCAGGGCAGGAGGUGGCUGGAGCUGGAUGGGGCUCAGCAGAGGGCCUGUGUCAUGCGCCUGCUGGAUGGGCUGGAGGUGGUCAACAGGGACAAGAGGCUCAAGGUGGCACGAGCCAUCCUGUACCUGGCACAGGGGGUCUUUGGAGACUGCGAUAAUGAAGGUGAUGUCCUGCACUGGUCUCGGCACAACUGCUUCCUCCUGUACCAGCUGGGAACCUUCACUGCCUUCCUGGAGCUCCUCAACAUGGAGAUUGACAACAGCCAGGCCUGCAGCAGCGCGCUGCGGAAGCCGGCCAUCUCGCUGGCCGACAGCAUGGAGCUCAGGGUGCUGCUCAGCGUCAUGUACCUGAUGGUGGAGAACAUCCGAGUGGAGCAGGAGACGGAUCCCCCCGAGUGGAAAACCUGCCGGGAGACCUUCAGGAUGGAGCUGAGUUUCCCUGUGCACACUGAGGAGCCGUUUGCUCUGCUGCUCUUCACGAUGGUGACCAAGUUCUGCAGUGGCCACGCUCCGCACUUCCCCAUGAGGAAGGUUCUGCUCCUGCUCUGGAAGGUGCUUCUGUUCACGCUGGGUGGAUUUGAAGCCCUGCAGGAGCUGAAGGUGCGGAAGCGCGAGGAGCUGGGGCUGCCGCCGCUGCCGGAGGACAGCAUCCAGGUGAUGCGCAGCAUGCGCGCGGCUUCGCCUCCGACCUGCUCCAUCGAGCUGGUGGAGCAGCAGCAGCAGAAGCGGGGAGGACACCGCAGCCGCAGGCCCCUGGUGAAGCAGGACAGCCUGGACAUCUACAACGAGAGAGACCCCUUCAAGCACGAUGAAGCAGGAGUGGAUGAAGAGGAGAAUGAUGAUGUGGACAGCGGGCUCGAGGGGGAGCUGGACCUGAUGGAGCGGGAUGCGGUUAUCACCGCCAUGCCGGCUCAGCGCCUGCCUAUUGAAAGGGUGUCAUUCCCCAAAGGGCUCCCCUGGGCCCCCAAAGUCAGACAGAAAGACAUUGAGCAUUUCCUGGAAUCAAGCAGGAACAAAUUCAUCGGAUUCACGCUGGGACAAGACACUGAGACCCUCAUAGGGCUCCCACGGCCCAUCCAUGAGAGUGUGAAGACCCUGAAGCAGCACAAAUACGUUUCCAUCUCAGACAUCCAGAUCAAGAAUGAAGAGGAGCUGGAGAAGUGCCCCAUGUCUCUGGGGGAAGAGGAAGUCCAGGAAACCCCCUGUGAGGUCUUGUAUCGAGCGAUGUUGUACAACCUCCCCCAGUAUAUGAUAGCGUUGCUGAAGAUCCUCCUGGCUGCAGCUCCCACCUCCAAAGCCAAGACUGACUCCAUCAACAUCUUGGCAGAUGUGUUGCCUGAAGAGAUGCCCAUCACCGUUCUCCAGAGCAUGAAGCUGGGGAUUGACGUGAACAGACACAAAGAGAUCAUCGUGAAAAGCAUCUCGGCUUUGCUGCUGCUGCUCCUCAAGCACCUCAAGCUGAACCACAUCUACCAGUUUGAGUACGUGUCCCAACAUUUGGUGUUUGCCAACUGCAUCCCGCUGAUCCUGAAGUUCUUCAACCAAAACAUCCUGUCUUAUAUCACUGCCAAAAACAGCAUCUCUGUCCUGGAUUAUCCUCAUUGUACAGUCUAUGACCUGCCCGAGCUCACUGCAGAAAGCCUGGAAGCUGGAGACAACAACCAGUUCUGCUGGAGAAACUUAUUCUCCUGCAUUAACUUGCUGAGGAUUCUCAACAAGCUGACCAAGUGGAAGCACUCAAGGACGAUGAUGCUGGUAGUCUUUAAGUCAGCCCCGAUACUGAAGCGAGCUCUGAAGGUGAAGCAGGCCAUGAUGCAGCUCUAUGUCCUCAAGCUGUUGAAAAUCCAGACCAAAUACCUGGGCCGCCAGUGGAGGAAGAGCAACAUGAAAACCAUGUCAGCCAUCUACCAGAAGGUGCGGCACCGCAUGAACGACGACUGGGCUUACGGCAACGAUAUUGAUGCAAGACCAUGGGAUUUCCAGGCGGAAGAAUGCACCCUGAGAGCCAACAUUGAAGCCUUCAACAGCCGCAGGUACGACAAGCCUCAGGACUCGGAGUUUGCACCGGUGGACAACUGCCUGCAGAGCGUGCUGGGACAGAGGCUGGAGCUCCCCAAGGACUUCCACUACUCCUAUGAACUGUGGCUGGAGAGGGAGGUGUUUUCCCAGCCCAUUCGCUGGGAGGAGCUGCUGCACUACCAGUGAGAGCAACACCUCCAUCUGCCCCAGACCCACCUUGGUAAGGACUCGGGGUGCUACAGCCUGCGGAAGGGAAGAGCGUUUCGGACCUGGGUGUUCUUGAUGGUAAAACAGAAGAGUCUUUCCAAAGAGACCAAGCCUCUUUGUGUCUA